GUGAAGUUGUAAUUGUUGUAUGUUAUUAACAUAAUUAAUAGCUGUUAUAUGUACUGCAUAUAUUUGACUGGAAAAAUAUUGAUAAGAAAUUCGGAUCUAUGUGGCACUAAAGAUUGGCCGCUAAAGGAAUAGAAGAAAAUUCAAGACCAUUUUUCUUAUCAGAACUUGAACUGUAACUGUCUGUCGAUUUUUAUUACAAAUCAUAAGUUUUUACUUAUAUUUAAUCCGAAAGAAUUUGUACAUAUUAGAAGUUGAAAGGUCCUGAAAUUUUUGAAGCAUUUUUAAAUAAUUUACUAAAUACAUAGUAAAAAUAUACGUAACAUUUAUACGUACGUAAAUGAUAAGCACAGCUCUAAAUACAACGAUUUUUUAUUCAAAUAGUUGAAAUAAUAAUUCGGAGAAACGUGAAAUGAAAAUCAAGAUUGAAGAUUAUUAAGAGACUUAAAGCAUUGUAAUUAAAAGAUAACAAGACAGCUGCCUUAAAGUUCAAACAAGUAAUGAUAUAAGUGAUAAAGAGAGAUGACAUCACUAUACACGACAGUCAAAUAGUAUUGUAUAUUAAAUGGUGUUGUUUGCAAGAAGCCUAGCAAAUAUGUCUGAUAUCAGAAAGGUAGAAAUCUGUAACUUAUAAGAAGUUAAUUGAACGGAAAAUCGUGCAGUGUAAUGACUGAAGUUUCAUGGACUAUACGAGAAGAAAACUUGAGAAAGUUUUCUUGAAUACUGUGAACUACGAUACGGUAUAAAGAACAUCGGUUUGAUAUCAAAGAGAAAAAGUGGGAAACUAGUAAUAGACAUGAUAAAUAAUCAACAUUGUGUUAUUCUUAAUUCCGGUGAGACCAACAACUAUCAUCAACCGGUCUCAGCAAAGCCCUCUGUUGUCUCUGUAUCGAGUAUUGAUUCCGAUGUGAGUGAUAGAAGGGAUGUGCGCGAAGAGCUUUAUGCGGGGAUCUUCAGAAGGCACAGAAAAACAAUACUUGUCCUAGGCAGUUUUCUCAAGAUGUUAAGGAGAUACUUGGACAGAUUGCAUGUUCUGAACCGAGUAUAUGCCUUAAUUGCUUUACAAUUCGAAAUUGUGCUGCAACAAAAAUUUUGGUAAACCUCGGUAUUUUAGUUUUUUUAGUUUUUAAUUAGAGCGAAAGAUAAAUGCUGGUUCGUUUGUUUUUUUUUCCCGGAAUGCAAUAACAUUUAUUAACAGUGCUAUAGUCGAUGGAAUCGAUAUUUGUCAAAAAUUAUAAUUCAAAGCGAAUAAUACUAAGGUUUUUUUACAUUUAUAAUAUUAGUGUGAGUAUCAAAUUACUGCCUUACUGACAAACAGUUUCAUACAGAAAAUUUUUCAUUCAUUAGUACUUAAUUUACAUCUGCAAAGUUUAUAUAUACUUGCUAGUUUCUCUACAUCAAAUACUGCCAUUACGAGAUACUUACAUCACGAUGCAUUAGAAACAAAGGAUUUAUUCAACAGAAAGUACGUUCAAAUAUUUCACGCUCCAAUAUGAACUUUUGAAUCCACAGGCACUUAACCAUUCAAUCGUCCUCAUUAUAUUAGCCGAACCAUUUAUUGUCGUAAGACUGAGAAAUGUGCUUUUCCAGGGCACCAUAUGUGCCAUAGUAAUUAUUAGACAAGCAUUAAAAAGAGAAGAAAUGAAAAAAAAAAGUAAUUCGGACCUUUCGACGCUACUAUCGAUAUUUUCACUUCCUAUCGAUCUAUUGUUAAACACAAGGAUGUACAGCAUAUCGAGAAUAUUAAUUUUAAAUAAAAGUAUGUGAUGUUUGAUAUCUACGUUAACUAAUGUCAAAUUAAAAUGCAUACAGGAAAGUUGAACAGCAAAAAAUUUUAUGAACAAAAUAUAUAGCUAUUGAAUAAACUGUCAUUGUAUCAGAGUAAUAUCACAAAAUUAGAAUCUUAACAGUUAGAAUGACGUUAUAGUAUAACAGAUUUUAUAUGACAAAAGAGAAACAUUCAUCUUAUACGAUUGUUUGACCAAUUUUUCAGUAGAGCAAUAUUAGAUAGCUUAAUAAUAUUUCGUACAUAUACAUAAAUAUAGUUUGUUAUGCAACUAUGUUUAGAUCAGAAAUUAUAAUUGUACAAUAAUUUUAUGCAAAAAUCCUUUGUAUUGCAUAGAAAAAUAUUUGUUAUGAUAUUGGUUUUGUAUCAUUUACAUAAAUAAUAAAAGAAAAAUAUUAUUUCAUUUA
Molecule: messenger RNA, 2190 nt
Organism: Osmia bicornis bicornis
Lineage: Eukaryota; Metazoa; Arthropoda; Insecta; Hymenoptera; Megachilidae
Exons: 3
Coding region: 794-1096 (100 amino acids)
Source: RefSeq, a predicted model, not a curated record